GGUUCUGUAAAACACUUUCCCCUUCUCUCUGUCAGCCUUUGGGAGGACUCUCGUCCUGACUCGGUGGAGGUUCCUCUCCCUCUUCCCCCAGCCCCUCAUCCCUCCUCGGCGCGGCAGCCCACCCCGGAGGGCAUCGGUAUCAGCCCUCUCCGGUGCGCCGGGGAAGUUGCUGACAUGCCUGCCGCUGGGUCCCGGUGCGGCGGCAGCGGCGGGGAGCCGGAUUUAAAGGGGAAUUGUGCUGCAGACAAUGCACAGCAGCAGCAUCUGGAGCAGCCCUGGGGACUGGAGCUCCGGUUUUGACAUUGCUGCACACACAGCACCAGCCGCAAUGACAGCAGCUGCCUGGAGUGGCUGCAGGCAGCAGGCAGGAGCAUGAAGUAGAGAGAUCACUGCAGUGCUCAAGAUGAACUCCUCUUUGGUUGGCAACCAGAGUGGCCGGCCCUUCUGUCUCCUGGCCAUUAGCUAUUUGGAGACCAUCAAUUUUUGCCUCCUGGAAGUAGUUAUUAUUGUGUUCCUCAUGGUGCUGAUUAUUUCGGGCAACAUUAUUGUGAUAUUUGUCUUUCACUGUGCACCUCUGCUGAACCACCACACCACCAGCUACUUCAUCCAGACUAUGGCGUAUGCUGACCUCCUGGUGGGCGUGAGCUGUCUGGUGCCUUCUUUGUCUCUGCUGCACUAUCCUAUUGUUUUAAGUGAGUCCUUGGUUUGCCAAAUCUUUGGUUACGUGGUGUCAGUGCUGAAGAGCGUCUCCAUGGCCUCCCUGGCCUGCAUCAGCAUCGACAGAUACAUCGCCAUCACGAAGCCCCUGACCUACAACACGCUGGUUACCCCCUGGAGGCUGCGGAUCUGCAUCUUGACCAUUUGGCUCUACUCCUGCCUGGUCUUCUUGCCCUCCUUUCACUGGGGAAAGCCUGGAUAUCACGGGGACGUGUUCCAGUGGUGCGCCAACUCCUGGAACACCGAUCCCUAUUUCACCCUCUUCAUUGUGGUGAUGCUCUACGCCCCGGCCGCUUUCAUCGUCUGCUUCACCUACUUCAACAUCUUCCGCAUCUGCCAGCAGCACACCAAGGAGAUCAACGAGCGGCGCGUGCGCUUCAGCUCGCAGGACGGGGAGGCUGGCGAGGCGCAGCCCUGCCCGGACAAGCGCUACGCCAUGGUCCUCUUCCGCAUCACCAGUGUCUUCUACAUCCUCUGGCUGCCCUACAUCAUCUACUUCCUGCUGGAGAGCUCCAACGUCUACAGUAACCGCGUCGCGUCCUUCUUGACCACUUGGCUUGCCAUUAGCAACAGUUUCUGCAACUGUGUCAUUUACAGUCUCUCCAACAGUGUCUUUCAGAAGGGGCUGAAGCGUCUCUCGGGGGCCAUCUGUGCCUCGUGUGCUAGACAGAGGGUAGCUAAGGACUCCUCUACCUCUAGGAGCAAAAGAUCUUCCAAUGGAUGUCAUGUCUAGGACGCCCGUCAGCUGGACUGGGAAGUGCAGGGACAAUUGCGUAGAUUGCAAAAUAACUUAGAUACGAUUUUAAGAUACCCAGAUUUGCAAAAAGGUUUCUGAGAAAUGCUGCUGACAUAGAAGGAUCAGGAGCACACAGCGUUGUGGUUUCACUUUAAAAAAUGAUUGCUGUGGAGGAGGCUGUGGAGUUUCACCUCCACAUUCAUUUUAAAGAAUAAAGCUGUAUCUUGACACUUACCUCUCCAGCUGGUGUGACUGAAUGGAGUGGGUGUCUGAGAGCUUCGGCAAAAUGUAGUCUUUCUUACAGCUUUACUGGGUUCUUUGGAGAUUCGUGCUUCACAUGUAAAUGAUAGAUCUGAAGUGGAAAUGUCACAGUCUAUGGUAUAUUACAGGGAUUUUUUUAAUAUAUGCCAAAGUAUAUUGACACAAUGUUCCAGCGUCAGAACAGAAGGGGCCAAACAAUUUGUUUUUCAGUGCUACCUAGACAGGACUUGUAGAACAGGAGUGAACAAUGUGAACAUUUCAGUGUGAACUCUGUUAAUGAGCCGUGAGUGCAGCGCUGUGGUGUGGGCAGGCUCACUCCUAGGGCUGGUCUGGCUCCCGUGCCCCGUUUCCCUGGUAGGAUGCAUGUUUGGAUCUGAGUGCGGCAUCUGCGUUUUCCUGUUUGUUGUGAAGUAAGAAGAAAAACUUGGAUCAGACCAAAUUUAGCAGUUAAAUAAAAUGUGUUUUGAUAAGCUAAGAGAAAAUACGUGUUGCUUUAUGAUACCAGAGUUGUGGCAGCCGCUCAAGGAUGAUGCCAACAUGUGAAAAUUGUUCUCAAACCAGUGGAGAAAUGCCGCGGGUUUGUAUGUGGAAAUUUUCUCAAGAACAACUUUAAAAAUAACAUGUCCCCUUUUUUUUUUUUUUUAAUCUAAAUUCUUCUGAUAUUUUACAUACUGGAACUUAAGGGGAAAGGAAAGAAAACAAUUGUCUUCUAAACAGCUAAGGGAACUAUGUUGUAAAUUUAACUGUAGUAUUUGAGUUAUUCAUAAGUGCACAGAGCUAAAUCAGAGACAUUUUUCUUUAGCCUUCAUGGGAUUAAAGAUGGUUCAAAUAUAGCAGGAGCUAAAUCCUGCUGGCAAAAGCAUAUCUAACUGCUCAGACAAAGGCAAUAUCUGAGGAACCAAAUCUCAUUGACCACAGCUUGUUCAAGCUAGCCUAGAUUAAAUGUUUUGAGUACUGUCAUGCUGUUAAGAAGACAGAAUGGCCCUCAAGUUGUUGAGUUUUUCCUAAAGAAUAUCCUGGUCUUUUUACUAUGCCAUUUUGGAAAUGAAAGUGAACCAAGUAUUGCUGUAGUGGUGGAUUGCAGUGUCACCCUGUCCCUGGUGCAGGGCUGUCCCUCUGUCUCUCCUGCUCUGAGAGGAGGUUGUGCCCCCGACCCUCUGCCCUCUGUGCCCCUCCUUGUGCUUCCCGCCACUGCCUUGGGCUGCUGAGUGGGGAAUUCCCUGAGCUCCUCUCUACAGCUGGUGUGCUCUUAGUCACAGUGGGAAUGAAAAAAAGGAUAGGGAAAAUAAUGUGAUAUUUUUGGAAUUGGGGUAAUUCUCUUGGCCAAGGGAAGGCUUUGUUUUUGUUAAGUCGUUUCAAGUCUGUGUUGUUCUAGAUCAAGAUUGUAUUUUUAAUACUCUGCCCUGUCCCUCCUGCAGACUCCCCCUCCUCUCUGGUGUGCUGUGAGCCCUGGCCUCUCCUCUCUGCCUUGCCCUGGCAGAUAGCAGCUUCUCUCUGCCCCAUCACAUGCCACGAUUGCCACAGCCCAGCCCUGCUGCCCAUCCACAUUUGCUCCAGUGCAGUCUCGUGGGGCUGCCAGUGAGGAAAUGGGGAAGGAGAGAGAGAGCAGCAGGAUGAAGCAUUCCUGGCAUGGCAUGCAUUUGUCAGCACUCAGGGCUGGUACACUUGAGUUCCUCUCCUGGAUGUGAGUGUACCUGCUCAGGGGGGAGUGGGGCAGAGCCUCCUGCUACUGCUGCCUCCUUCUGUUGGAGGGCCCUGGGGCAAAGCAUUUAAGUGGCAUCUUGACCAGCUUCCAGCUAUUUCAUCCACAGUCAGUCCAAAGCUCUCAAGAUAAACAUCCUCUUUGGUUCAUCUGAAAUUUUAAGAGCACAGGUUGUCUGAACCCUGCUGCCUUCACACCACCCUUUGUUGCAGUGUGCAGAGGAGCAGAGGGGCUGUGCUGGCUCCUGGCAGAGCCCUGCAGGGAGUUUGGCUCAGACACAGCCGUGGUGGGGAGCGCAGGCCUGCAGUGGCUCACUGGGGAGAGAAGUGGGAUGAUAAACUCCUGCACCUCCUGGCUGGUUGUCUCGAGUGCUCGGUGGGUGUGAUGGCAAAGGUGGGCUUUGGGGAACAAUUCAAGGGCUUUAGUCACUAAUAUCAGUGUGUGUGUGUGGUAUUUUUGGAACAGCCUCUCAGGUAAACUCCCCGUAGCCUUUCUCUGACUCUUCACCUUAUCUAACAUUGCCAAGUCUUUGAAAUGAUGCAGUGUAUCACUGAAAUAGCAUUUGAUUGAACUUAAUAGAAGAGAAGAAUCUGCUGGGGCCUAAAACCCUAGAAAUGGCAGUUUCAGGUUUAAGGGGAAGCUGCAAAGCAAAGAUUGUUUCUUUUAGGGCUUUUUAUGGCUAAAUAGAGGGUUUAAAUAGGAGCAUUGUGUGCUAGUUUUUUAAAAUUUUGAAAGUUUUUGAAACUGGUAAGGGGUCUAAAUCAUGGCAUGGAGAUUGAACUGGAGCUGAAGCAGUUGCUCCUUCAGCCCUGAGCCUGAAUUGCACUUGGAGCACGGUGGCUGAUCCAGAUGCAGAUGCAUUCUUGCAGCUGUUGCUGCUUUGCAGCAAAGGUUCAGUUCUAACAUUCCUGACAGCCAGGCUGUUUUCAGUUGCCUUACUCAUCUCCAGGUCUUCCUAAGCUCAGACAUUUCCUGUAAGAGGUGAAAAUCAGAAUCUGGAAGUCUCUGAGAUAUAAGGAUGGAGAGGAGUUGCAGCCAAUUGAUGCAUUCAAGUUUCAUCUACUGUACAGACACUUCUAGUGUUGCUUCAUUACCUUGGUUUUAGUGUCAAAUAUUCUCUUUUUGUCUCUGUUAAUUUAUUGAUAUUUUAAAAAUUUAAAUUACUUUUUUUCCCCUCUUAAUUUAACGUUGAUAUAGUAUGUGUAGUAUGUGUUUAGGUGUUUUAAAUAUUUAUAGCAUUUGGGUCUGUUGUCUUCAGUGAAAUUGCAGGGGGUGAAUUCUGUUCACUGUGCCAGUGGUGGGAAAAAUAAUUUUGACAAGCAUGACUUUGUUUCUCAGCAGUGCACUGAACACCUUUGGUCAUGCACCCAGCACAGGCACAGGGGUCCUUGCUAGGAAUGGUCAGGCAGCAGAUUUUCCAGCUGGAUUAUUUUCAUCCUCCACAUCUGAAAUGAAUCCACGUCUGGCUCUGUUUGUGUCUGGGUGCUUUGGAAAUGAGUGGUGAGAGCAUUGCACAGAUGAAUGUCACGCUGAGGAGAGGACAGAAAUCAAAUUGCAUCUUCAUAAAAAUGGGGCUGUGAGAUGAUUAAAUGAACUAAUUUUGAAGUUCCAUCUCAGACUAUAAAUUUAUUUUUUAUUAGAGUUAUCUGCCUCACUUUCAAAUUAAGCUGCUGGAAGGUUCAAUUUGCAAGAUGCAAUUCAGUGGCUUUUUUUAGUGCCAUGGGAAGGAUUUCUAUACUCACAGCUUCUCAGAAGAUGCUAAUUUGCUUCAUGUAGAAGUCCUUUUUUAUUUAAUUUUUUUAAAGAUUACUGGAAGUUUAGGUUGUGAUUAUGUUGUCAUUUUCCAAAUAUACUGGGAAAAUAUCUGUGAAAUAUUAUUUUUUUAUUAUCUCAAUCAAAGGAUAGUAUUUUUAAACUCAGCAGAAAUCUUGUGUGUCAAACAAAAGUUUUGCUAUUAUCUACUGUUAAUUUUUUUAUUAAAUGUUACCAGUUUCUACAGUCUUUAUUUGUCGUUGGGGGGUUUGUUUUUAGGCUUUUUAUCACUCAGAAAUAUGUUUCUACUACUUGGAAUUCUGACAUGGCUCAGUGUCAGAGUGCCAAGGGGCAGUUUUGGAUAUUUGUCACAAGUCUUUGACAGGAAGAAGGGUACAGAGUACUGAGGCACAGAGAAUUGCAGGAGACAGAGAAUUCCCAGUGGCAUUGUUCCCUCCCUCUCAUAUAAACACUUCAUGUGUGAGAACCCUAAAUUUCAGUUUGUCUCUUCUGAAAAAAGACACUUCCAAGGCCUGGAUGUGAUAUGAGAUGGAAACAUUCAUUGUGCAAAUUCAACAUGGAGAUUUUUUGCUAUUUAUCAUGGUGUUCCCAAGUGCUGUGAUUAUCAAGGCAGUAACUCCAUGAGUCAGGAAGUCUGAAAUUUCAGUCUGAUCUUACUUCACAUCAGGGUCUGAAGUUGACAGAACUUCUACGUGAGAUUGGUGCUUUAAAAAAUAUUUCUUAGGAACCAGUAUGUGAGCACAGGUAUCUGCCUUCAGACUUCACAAAAAAAAAGACCCUUCUAAAAAUUUUCCAAUUCAUCUGUUUUAGAUAAUUUAAUAAGAGGAGGUGGAGGUUUUGGAAGGCUUUUUUGUUGUUGUUUUAGCGCGUUUGGUUCUGAGUUUUUGAAGCACCUGCUGAAACUUCUGCCUGACCUGGCCCUUAUUUUAUUGUUUGGUUUAGAAAGGUUUCUUCUUCCCUUCCAUGACUUUGCAGAAUACAGCACAUCCUUCCCCUGGUGUCAUUCAAGAUAAAACUCAGAUUUUAAUCCAAGUUUAUCCAAAUGUUAUCUUUAGUAUUCCCUAUACAGUGAGUGCUGUUGUGUGUGUGGGGCUGU
This is a messenger RNA of Zonotrichia albicollis (white-throated sparrow), 6285 nucleotides long. The record is from RefSeq and is a predicted model, not a curated record. NCBI's taxonomy places the organism in Eukaryota, Metazoa, Chordata, Aves, Passeriformes, Passerellidae.